AUGUGCGGAAUCUUCUUCUCACUGACAGCGCAGGACACCCCCGUGGUUGCAGGCACAGAUCUUCGCUAUUUGCUGGCAAAACGAGGCCCAGACGAGGGCACAUACAGCAUUGGCGUGCGCGGCGCGAAACUCAAUAAAUUGUUCAAUUGCGAAGGUGGCCGCCCAUUAUGGCUCUCAUUUGGAAGCACAGUCCUUUCAAUGAGGGGAGAUGGUGUCGUUCGACAACCACUUACUGAUAGCGGCAGAACCGGAUCUAUACUUGCAUGGAAUGGCGACGCGUGGAAGAUCGCCGGGCAACCUAUACCGGAGAGGAAUGACACGGAAAUCGUCUUCAGCCAUCUUCUCCAAGCUUCCACACAGGACUAUCUCUCGGGAAAUUACAAUGGUGUUCCCGAUUCCGCCCAGAGAGUAGCGGAAACUGUCAGUAAGAUCACAGGGCCGUUUGCCUUUGUGUUUUAUGAUGCCGCCAACUUCAGAUUAUAUUUUGGAAGAGAUUGUUUGGGAAGAAGGUCUCUCUGUUGGGGUCUCGAUGAGGCAGGGAAUCUUACGAUAUGUAGCCUGUCUUCGUCUCCUGCCUUUGAAGAAAUCGAGGCGGAUGGUAUAUAUAUGAUUGAAUUCGAAGAAGAUCUAUUUGCGGAUCACGAACCAAUACCGGCUACGAGCCCUAUUUGUUUCGACACCCAGAACAUAUCAAAAAUACCUUGGAGCCAUGAGGCCUUGCAGACAUAUCAUAUGAUAAGUCCCAUUCCUCCAAUGAAUAAGGCAACUCCGAAGGGCACUCCGCCUCCACUAACUACUACAUCAUAUGUUGUCAAAGAGCUGGAAAACAGGCUUCGCCAUUCCCUAGCGCUGAGGAUUCAAAAUGUCCGGGAGCCGCCCCUUGCCGGUGAUAGUAACGUCAGGGUUGGCGUGCUGUUUUCUGGGGGUCUCGAUUGUACCCUUCUCGCAAGACUCGCUCAUGACAUCCUACCCGCUGGACAGACAAUCGAUCUUUUGAAUGUCGCCUUUGAAAACCCACGGGUUGUAGCUGCAGCGGCAAAGGGGCUUGAGCAGACCUCAUCUGCGUAUGAAGGUUGUCCCGAUCGUAUCACUGGGCGAGCUGCAUUUGCGGAACUCCAACACAUAUGCCGCAACCGCAACUGGCGGUUUGUUGCCAUUGACGUUCCGUAUGUCGUAACUGUUGCGCAUCGUGAUACCGUCAAGCGCCUGAUGCGCCCGCAUAACACCGAAAUGGACCUUUCUAUUGCGUGCGCUUUAUAUUUUGCUGCGCGUGGCCAAGGAACAGCACUCGAUAGCCAAGGCCCCUAUACAAAACCCUCACAGUACAAAACACCUGCCCGUGUCCUCCUAUCUGGCCUCGGUGCAGACGAGUUGUUCGCAGGGUAUGCAAGGCACGGAAUAGCAUUUUCGCGCAACGGCUUCGAAGGCCUCAUUGAUGAAAUCGAACUCGACGUCAGCCGCCUGGGGAAGCGAAAUCUCGGCCGUGAUAACCGAGUAAUCGCACACUGGGCCCGGGAAGCGCGAUUCCCAUUCCUGGAUGAGGACUUUGUUGCCUGGGCGGUCCAAUUACCCGUCUGGGAGAAAUGUGGUUUCGGAGUUCCUGAGUGCCUGCCAGCAGAUAUCGGCAUUGAUCACGAGAAAAAAACGCUUCGCCUUCUAGCACUUAAGCUAGGAUUGGAAAAUGUUUCGCGUGAAAAGAAGCGUGCCAUUCAGUUCGGCUCUCGAACGGCAAAGAUGGAAAAGGGCAAGGUGAAGGGCACAGAUGCCUUGGCUUGA
Messenger RNA from Aspergillus puulaauensis, 1776 nucleotides. RefSeq names its product asparagine synthetase domain-containing protein. Gene Ontology annotation, molecular function: asparagine synthase (glutamine-hydrolyzing) activity. NCBI's taxonomy places the organism in Eukaryota, Fungi, Ascomycota, Eurotiomycetes, Eurotiales, Aspergillaceae. The record is from RefSeq and is a predicted model, not a curated record. The transcript is spliced from 2 exons. The coding region runs from base 1 to 1776 and encodes 591 amino acids.